Messenger RNA from Oryctolagus cuniculus (rabbit), 1532 nucleotides. NCBI's taxonomy places the organism in Eukaryota, Metazoa, Chordata, Mammalia, Lagomorpha, Leporidae. The record is from RefSeq and is a predicted model, not a curated record.
GCUGGGGGCGUGGCCACGCGUGCCCUACAGGACCCUCCCUGAGUGCUGGCGCCCACCCACCACGGCGGGUGGACGUGAGCGGUGAGUCUUGGCCUCCGACCCCUGCGUUCUGGGUGUCCUCGCACCCCCGGGGGCAGCGGGGCAGGCCCUGCCUCGCCUCCCCCAGGCCUGCAGUCCCAGGGUGCAGCUGUCCGGCUCCUCCCAGCCUGCGCGCUCAGGGUCCCCUCCCCCCUCCGCCCGUGGAAUGGGAUUGCCCUGAGGGUCUGACAGCCCCCUCUGACGCAGCGUGGGGGCCGGGAAGACAUCCCCGCCAGGCGGAUGGCCCAGGAGGAGGAGGGGCGCCUGCACGAGGUGCUGGCCCAGGUCGGGGCCUCCCACGACAUCAAGGACCUGACCCGCAAGCUGCACUUCUAUGACGGCUGGGCCCCAGACUACGACCAGGAUGUGGCUGCCCUGCAGUACCGAGCCCCCCGCCUCGCCGUGGCCUGCCUCACCCAAGCCCACCCAGGCCUGCCGCACACUGCCCUGAUCCUGGACGUGGCCUGCGGCACUGGCCUGGUGGCCGUGGAGCUGCAGGCUCGGGGCUUCGUCCGGCUGCAUGGGGUUGAUGGGAGCCCAGGGAUGCUGGAACAGGCCCGGGCCCGUGGCCUGUACCAGCAACUGAGCCUCUGCACCCUGGGCCAGGAGCCUCUGCCCAGCCCAGAAGGGACGUUCGACGCGGUGCUGCUGGUGGGUGCCCUCAGCGACGGCCAGGUGCCCUGCAGUGCCAUCCCUGAGCUUGUGCGAGUCACGAAGCCAGGUGGGCUGCUGUGUCUGACCACCAGGACCAAUCCGUCCAACCUGCCGUACAAGGAAGCCUUGGAAGGUGUCCUAGAUGGGCUGGAGCGGGCCGGGGCGUGGAGGCGCCUGGUGGCACAGCCGUGGACCGCUGGGAGCUGGCUACCUCGGAGCUGCAGGUGGCGCCCGGGGCCUCAGCCCAGGACGGCUUCAUCUCCGGCAUCGUGUACCUGUACCGAAAGCAGGAAGAGGCCCAGGCUGAGAGAGAGGGGCCCGGGCCCCAGCCCUGCGCUGACCUCUGACCCUUCGUGUGGACUUCUCUGGGUCCCCACUCCUGCACCCUGCCGCUCAGGGGUGCCCCCAGGAGGGGAGAGGGCUCUGCAGGAGAGAACAUUCCAUCUGGGGGUUCAGGAAGCCACAAGUGUUGGGGGGAGGGUGGCGUCCCACGUGGGAGGGCCGUUCUGAGUCCCGCUGUCAUACUUCCAGCCGAUGCAGCGCCUUCCUAAGGUACCUGGGGAGCCAGCGGGUGAUAGCUGCAGUAUUUUGAGCCACUGCCACCACCUGGGAGACCCGGAUGGAGUUCCAGGCUCCUGCCUUCAGCCUGGCCCAGCCCUGGCCCUUGCAGUCUUCCCAGGGAGAGGGGAGACACAGCAAAUGGAAGAUCUCUCUCUCUCUGUCUCUCUCUCUCUCUCUCUUUCUCUCUCUCUCUCCCUGGACUUUCAAAUAAAUAAAUCGAUCUUAAAAAAAAAAAAAAA